GAUUCUCCAUCUAGCACAACCUUGGUUAGCUCCGCCUUGAGCUUUUAUGACUUAACCCUUGUCUGAAUGCGCUCACUGCUUCACCAACCUGCUAUCCUACGCAUUCCUCUCCCGGUUCAUUCUCUAAACCUGCGCACCAUGGCCACAGCCUCCUCCUCCUCCUCCUCUUCGUUGCUCUUCCCAUCCGUAUCUCUCAACAAACUCUCCAGCUCCAGGAAUGCUUCCUCCCUCGGAUUCUCCGUCACGCGAUCUAGAGUUUCAAUGAGCCUCUCCACUGAGUCUCAGACUGCGAUCAACGACUCUUUGUUCGCCCAUUACAAACCCUCCUCUGCUUUUCUCUUUCCUGGUCAGGGAGCUCAAGCGAUAGGGAUGGGCAAAGAGGCUCAGAGUGUUGCUGCAGCUGCAGACUUGUAUACGAAAGCUAACCAUAUCUUGGGGUAUGAUCUUCUUGACAUUUGUGUUAAUGGACCAAAAGAGAAGCUUGAUUCCACUGUCAUUAGCCAGCCUGCUAUUUAUGUCACAAGUCUAGCAGCAGUUGAACUACUUCGUGUUCGUGAAGGCGGCGAGCAAAUAAUAAACUCUGUUGAUGUGACUUGUGGUCUCAGCUUAGGAGAGUACACUGCUCUCGCAUUUGCUGGAGCCUUCAGUUUUGAGGAUGGGCUUAAGCUUGUAAAACUUAGAGGGGAAGCCAUGCAGGCUGCUGCGGAUGCUGCUAAGAGUGCAAUGGUUAGUAUCAUAGGGUUGGACUCAGAAAAAGUCCAGCAGUUGUGCGAUGCAGCAAAUCAAGAAGUAGACGAAGCUGACAAAGUUCAGAUCGCAAAUUACUUAUGUCCGGGUAACUACGCAGUCUCUGGAGGUCUCAAAGGAAUCGAAGUUGUUGAAGCCAAAGCUAAGUCAUUCAAGGCCCGAAUGACGGUUCGUCUAGCAGUUGCGGGUGCUUUCCACACAAGCUUCAUGGAACCAGCAGUGUCGAGAUUAGAAGCUGCAUUGGCAGCAACGGAGAUCAGGAGUCCUAGGAUCCCAGUGAUCUCCAACGUCGAUGCACAGCCUCAUGCAGAUCCAGACACGAUCAAGAAGAUACUUGCACGCCAGAUAAAAACAAAGACUCAAAAGGGUGUUGAAAACCGCCAGGUUACAUCUCCAGUGCAAUGGGAGACAACAGUGAAGACACUCUUAUCCAAAGGACUUAAAAGCAGCUAUGAAUUGGGACCUGGAAAGGUGAUUGCUGGGAUAUUCAAGAGAGUGGAUAAAAGCGCCAGUGUUGAAAAUAUCAAUGCUUGAGACUCUGGCUAGCUUUUUGUUCAUGUUGUAUUUUGAGUUGAGGAUCAGUAAUAAACUAAUAAUAAGUAAAUUAAGUCUUAUUAUGUAUGUGGAAUCUCUCUGGUGUUUUCAUUGUUUGGAAUUCAAAGUUUUGUUUGUAUCAAAUAUAUAUGUAACAGUUAGCACGAUAUAUGUUUGAAAUAUUUUGAUUUGAAGUUUCA
Molecule: messenger RNA, 1481 nt
Organism: Brassica rapa (field mustard)
Lineage: Eukaryota; Viridiplantae; Streptophyta; Magnoliopsida; Brassicales; Brassicaceae
Product: malonyl CoA-acyl carrier protein transacylase
Molecular function (GO): [acyl-carrier-protein] S-malonyltransferase activity
Source: RefSeq, a predicted model, not a curated record